This is a messenger RNA of Penicillium alfredii, 756 nucleotides long. Its product is annotated as RraA family protein. Lineage: Eukaryota; Fungi; Ascomycota; Eurotiomycetes; Eurotiales; Aspergillaceae. The transcript is spliced from 5 exons. The record is from RefSeq and is a predicted model, not a curated record. The coding region runs from base 1 to 756 and encodes 251 amino acids.
AUGGCUGCCCUCGCCACCCAACUAGCGACAUUGGAGAACUACUCGGCCUGCGAUGUCUCAGACGCCCUCAUCAAGCUCCAAAAGAUCCCAGCAGGCGAUACCGCACGAGCCGGCCACCUCGCCGAUUUAGUCCCCUUCUCCCCCACCACCGGCCGAAACGAAACAACACCCAAUAUCGCCGCCCCCGCAACAACCUUCCAAUUCAUCCCCAAAGACACCCACCCACCCGCCAUCGCCACAGACAACCCCGACACCUACGGUUUCCCGCCGGGCAAGCACUGGGUCGACUAUGCAGGCGACUACGCCGCGGCCGACCCCUCCAAGGCCGGAUCCAUCGUCGUGAUCGAGCAACCCGAGGCGCAGCACUGCGCGGUCACGGGUGGGAUUAUGGCGACGCGGAUGAAGGUGCUGGGGAUUAAGGCUGCGGUCGUGGGGGGUCGGGUGCGGGAUUUGAGGGAGUUGAGGGCGACUCGGCUUCCGAUCUGGGCGCGCGCUACUUCGACUGUUGGCACGAAUGCCGAGGCUAAGCCCGGGGCCCGUAAUGUGCCGAUUAAUGUUGGUGGCGUGACUGUGUCGCCUGGCGACAUUGUCUUCUGUGAUCCCCUGGAAGGCGUCGUGGUUAUUCCACGCGACUUACUCGGCGCUGUCCUGGAUAACUUGCCCAAAUUGACCGGCAUGGAUGACAAGGCCAAGGAAGCAGUGGCCAUGGGGAUGCCAGUCAUGGAUGCAUUUAAGAAGUUCCGGUCGCCGUUAUAA